This is a messenger RNA of Cyprinodon tularosa, 1594 nucleotides long. RefSeq names its product potassium channel tetramerization domain containing 17 (gene kctd17). Gene Ontology annotation, biological process: protein homooligomerization; proteasome-mediated ubiquitin-dependent protein catabolic process. The transcript has 7 exons. Gene Ontology annotation, molecular function: cullin family protein binding. The coding region runs from base 81 to 995 and encodes 304 amino acids. Gene Ontology annotation, cellular component: Cul3-RING ubiquitin ligase complex; cytoplasm. Lineage: Eukaryota; Metazoa; Chordata; Actinopteri; Cyprinodontiformes; Cyprinodontidae. The record is from RefSeq and is a predicted model, not a curated record.
GCGGGGCCUGCUCUGCGGUUGGCGGACAGAAGAAACGGGCUCCUUCGUCCAAACGUCUUUCGUCUCGUGGUUUCCUAGAAAUGGCAACGACCGCAGAAGAGCUGCGGGAACAGGCGGACGUAGCUGCGCCCUCCACCCACCUCAACAACAAUAACAACAACAAUAACAAUAAUAACAAAGACACAGAGGCGGGGGAGAGCACGACCUCCGCCACCACCUCCGCCGCAGCCUCCGAACCAGGCGGGACGGCGUCGCAGAACGUCGGGAACGGCUCGGUCAUUCAACCCAACGGGGGGAGUAACGGCAAGUGGGUCCGGCUGAACGUCGGGGGGACGGUGUUCCUCACUACGCGGCAGACUCUGCUCAAGGAGCAAACUUCGUUCCUGUAUCGGCUCUGCCAGCAGCAGGACCUGCACUCUGACACGGAUGAGACUGGAGCCUAUGUAAUUGACAGAGACCCAACCUACUUUGGUCCCAUCCUGAACUACCUGCGGCACGGCAAACUGGUUUACAACAAGGAGCUCGCAGAGGAAGGAGUCCUUGAGGAGGCAGAGUUUUACAACAUCACCCCACUGAUCAAACUUAUCAAGGACAGGAUCAUAGAGAGGGACUCAAAAGCCACACAGCAGGUACCACCCAAGCAUGUCUACAGAGUGCUGCAGUGCCAGGAGGAGGAGCUGACCCAGAUGGUCUCCACCAUGUCGGACGGCUGGAAGUUUGAGCAGGUCAGCGUGCGCACCUGCAGAAAGCCCCGCACCGGACUGCUCUGGACUAUGGUGAACAUCGGCUCCUCCUACAGCUACGGGACGGAGGACCAGGCCGAGUUCCUGUGUGUCGUAUCAAAGGAGCUUCACACGCCUGGGUCGGGCCUAGGAACGGAGCAGAGCCACAAAACCAAGCCACCAGAGAAGCCGGAGGAGGAGGCGGCGAAGGAGGAAGAGGAGGAAGAAGAGGGAGGGGGAGAAACCACACCGAAUGAGUGGCUUAGAGAAUGAGGGAGUCAUGUUUCUUUGUUCCAAAGAGAGGCAGGAAUGGCUUUUCCAGAUCCACGGGUCCCGCAUGUAAAACGACGGGAGGCCGUGGGUUUCCAUCAGCGGUCCGUCUGUAAAACUCUGAUUUUAUUUUAAACGGGUGCCUGAAGGCAUCAGCAAACGAUGAGAAAUAAGGUCAGCUGUAGCAAAAUGCUUCGAAAACAUUUUCCGGUUUAAUUGUAUGUAGAUAGCUGAAGGGCAGUAAUGGAUCUUAGUAAAUUAUAUCCAAAGAGUCAAAUCACGGCUGGCUGAAGCAAGGGGCAGAAGCCCUGAGGUGACGGACCAUCAGAGUGUUCACUGCGGAGUGACUGACAGUGGGAAUGGCGGUGCAGCAUCUGGCCCAUGACUUUUCCUUCAGUGGCGUCUGUUCAUGCUGCAUCAUGUACGAUCACAAUAGAACAGAGUACACCUGCUUUUCAUUUCUAUUCGGCUCCUAUUUGCUGUUAAAAUCUGAUAAUAAUAACCUUAAGAUAGCAAGAAGAUAUCAAGAAUAUAAAAUGGACUUUCAGCUGCUGAGUCACAGGCUCCGUUCUUAAUCGCCUCCACAAUUGCUCAUUUGUUCA